This is a messenger RNA of Cladocopium goreaui, 1981 nucleotides long. NCBI's taxonomy places the organism in Eukaryota, Dinophyceae, Suessiales, Symbiodiniaceae. The record is from the annotation of a GenBank genome assembly.
GCUCCAUCCGUGCCAGCGCCAUGGGUGCGGCGGGCGCGAAGGAUUCGGAUUCGGUGCCGCGCCGCGCACAGCUGCUGCAGCGGGCGCAAGAUCUCUGCGAGGCGUUUGCGCAACGGAAGAGCUUGGAGGAGGUGCUGAGCCACUUCUCCGAGGAUGUCCUUCUCUUCGAGCACGGCCUCCCUGACUUGGCUCCCUUCCUGGGACGUGAGUUUCGAGGCUUGCAAGGAGCGCGGGAUUAUUUCGAGCUCAUCGGCGAACUCUUGGACUUUGAGGACAUGAAUUUCUCAGACUACAUGGUGGAUGUUGAUACAGAUCAGGCAUCUGUGCGCGGACAGGCCAAAUUCAUUUGGCGAUCAACCGGAAAGUCCUGGCAGGAAGUCUUUGUCUACCGCCUGCGUUUUGACUGUGAGGGAAAGAUCUCCGCCUACGAAGUCUGGGCGGAUUCCGGUGCGGCCUAUGUUAGCAGCAUGGCUCGGAAGAGGGUGGUCCUUGUCAGCUACGAGUUCACCUACAGCCCCUUCAGUGGCAACGGCAUCUUGGCACGUUCCAUCGUCAAGGCCCUGCUUCGCCUGGGCUGUCGCGUGACGGUGUGGUGCUGCAAACCCGAAGUGACCAGCCAGGACCACCACCUGGCGGUGCCGGAGAUUCCCUUGGAGGAUCAGCAACGACUGCAGCUGAUCCCCGUGCAGCUCAGCGCGCAGCAGGGCUGGAGGCAGCUGGACGAACAGUCGGCCUGGCAGAAGUUCAGCCUGCAGAACUUGGAGCAGCGGCAGCAACUGCUGCAGGAGGUGUCUUCAGCUGAUGUCUUGUGUGCAAUUGAUUGGACCGGAGCAAAGGCUCUGAAAUCAUUACCCGAAUGUCUGAGAGACAAGCGCUUUGUCUACAUGAACUUCAGAGUCUACAGUUCGGGCGUGGCGCAGGCGGAUCGGCGUCUUUGGUUCGACACCGCGGAGCGCGAGGGCUUCGAGGGCGCUGCUGCCGUGGUGGCGCUGUCGCAGCCAGACCGGGAGAAGUUGAGGGAACUGGGCGCAGAGGAGGUGGAGGUGCUGCUGCCCCCCUUGCGCGGCGACCUGCAGCGCCUGGCGCUGGGCUCUGCGGCUGAUGCGGCGCUGCCGGAGGAGGUGCCACGUCGCGAUGGGCGGUGGCUGCUAACGUGUGUGGUGCGGCUGUCGCAGGAGAAGCAGGCGUUGCGCUUCGUUCGCUUGAUUCAAAGACUUCAAAGCUCCGGCGUUCUGAAGGAGUUGGGCUUAGUACCUCUCCUGGCAGGUGCCACUGGAGAUGAGGCCUACGCAGCGCAGGUGAAGCGUGAGCUCUUAGAGGUCAACAACGAGGCCAUUGUGAUCUCCAGCUUUUUGACGCCCAAGGCACUUUGCGCGAUCUUCGCACACACAGCGCUGAACGUCCACCCCUGCGCCUACGACGCCUACGGCAUGACCGUUGUGGAAGCCGCCGCCUGCGGCGCGCCGUCGCUGCUCGCCACGGGCGCCGGGGCCCAUGCGCUGCUACAGGAGGCUACGGUAACGGUGGAGAUGCCACAGGAGGAGCAGCAGGUGCCUGAGGAGAUGGUGAAGAGCUUGGAGGCGGCGCUCAGAGAUGAUGUCAGGUUGGAGCAGCUGGGUCGUGAGGCCCAAAGGAAGGCCUUGGAGUGGGACGAGUUGGCCUAUGGCCGCCGUUUGUUGGGCAUCUUGUGCCCAUAGGAUUUCGUGAUUUUCGUGGCCAUGGCAGCCAUGGUGCAGGUGCGGUUGCCUGAAUUUUAUGAGGUACAUAGGCAUGUAAGACGAAAUUUCAGAAAAUGCUGGAUCCUGAAAUCCACCAUUCGGUGGUCUGUGAGAAUUCAUAGUUGCGCAGGUGGUUUUCAUCCUCGCCAUUGGUUUCUAGAGAUCCACAUCCACAAGGGCGGAUGCCGGGGUGGUGUGUCCCCCCCGAUCAACUCCUAAAACAAGGGGUGAGCUCGACAGGCGACACUGCGCACAGUCCAAAA